Messenger RNA from Linum trigynum, 1389 nucleotides. The record is from the annotation of a GenBank genome assembly. NCBI's taxonomy places the organism in Eukaryota, Viridiplantae, Streptophyta, Magnoliopsida, Malpighiales, Linaceae.
GCCAGCCACGUGUACGGUGAUAAGCUUUUUAGUGAUGAAGGAUUUUUGUUAUCGUGAAUGGGCCCACCAUCCGCAACAGCCCACUUUAUCCGAUUUUCUCGCGACCCGAAACGAGAAUAUUUCCCAGGACUGGGGGCAAGUACGGAACAAAAGAAUAUGCCUACCACUUGCCAGCUCAACACGACGCGAGACGCUAAAAAAAAGGAAAUUGAAAUUCCAAAAUCUCGCGGUUGUAAAUUGUGAAAAUCUCGUAGUCAUCGUCAUCGUUGGGACACCUAUAUUAAGGAGGGAAUAUCGGCAGCCAUUUUCAUCAUUCAUUCAUCUUCGUGGGCCUUUCACGGAGAGAGAGGAAGAAGAAGAGAAGAAUAAGCCAUUGCAGUUUCCAGCGAUUCUGAAAUCCCUAGUUCAAAAUAAUGGCGUUCACGAAAACCCUAGCUGAGCGCCUCUUCAAAAUCUCCAGAAUCUCGACGAAUCAGUCCAUGACCAACUGCCGGAUCUCUUCCUCCGCCACCGCCCGCAGCCGGAUCCCUCAGGGAAAGCCCAGUAUUGCUCCCGAUCCCGGAGAUAAUGCCGGAUUCCGCCGAUUGUUCCACCGGAAGGCGGCGACGGAGCGUCCGUCGACGAAGCCGUUCCAGGUCGGCGCGGGGGGCAGCCUGAUGGAUAAGCUCAGGGCGUUCGACAUUGUCCGAAACCGGGUUCGAUUGGACGGGCUGGUCCCUCCACCGCCGGUGGUAGAGGAGGAGUCGCCUUUGGCGGCGGCGAUGGCGACAAAGGAGGAUGAGCUGACGGUGGACGACGCGAGGAAGCUCCUCCGAGUGGCGCGAUUGGAGAUGGUGAAAUCGAAGCUGCGAGACGCGGAGAGAAACUGGAUGCCGCGAUCGGAGUUCGUUCGGAUCUGCGGUGAAGUUUGUUCGGAUCCGGAUGAUGCGAGUCGGGUCGCCCGGACGCUCGACGAGUCCGGCACCGUUAUCGUCUUGGGAGAUGCAGUGUUCCUCAAACCGAAACAGGCGAGAAGGAACCCACCCCAUAGCUCUGUCUCUCUGUUUCAACAGUGACAAAGAUUGAUUCUUUUUUCGUCUGAUUAAUAUGGUCCUACUAAGACUUUGAUUGGGUUCCAACUUAUGAAUCCAACCAAGCCUUGCUAUCACCAUUUUGGAUCAACUAAGCGCCUCAAAACCUUUUGGGGUGGGGGAUGAAAGGGUUAAAAGUUAAAACGAGUUCUGUUAUCUAUGGGAAACAGGGGAAUAUUUGGGGAGGGUUAUGAUUUGGGGAAGAUAUAUAGAAUUGGAUCGUAUGGUAUAAUCUAGCAAAGUUAGCAACCAAUUGGGUCCUUAGUAGAUUAGGAUUUGGUGUGGAUAAUAGGGAUUGAAAUACAUGAUAUGCAUAGGC